GAGCGGCCUGACGACCACGCCGUCCUCCGCCAAUGCUUUUCUGUGCGGACUGACUUUGAGUCAUCGUGAUGUGGGAGACGAGGGCAUGCUGGGAGUUUUCCGCUGAUGUUUGCAUCAGUGCGUGGACAUGAAGAGUAUAAAUGAGGACAGGAGAUGUCCCAGCGUAGGAACAAGUUCUCGGUACCUGCUCCACACCACCACGCCACAGGAUCUCAUCAUGGAAGCUGCCAUCACUACUCUGGUCUCCCAGUUCAAGGUCUUUGCUGGGAAAGAUGGUUCUACCAGCACUCUGAGCAAAGACGAGUUCCAGAACCUGCUGACCUCUCAGUUACCCAGCUACGCCAAGAACUUCUCCAGCGCGGCGGAGGUGGACCAGCUCAUGAGCUCACUGGAUGACAACAACGACGGCGAGCUCACCUUCUCCGAGUUCUGGAAGCUGCUCGGGAAACUGGCCAGCAAACAGGGCGGCUUCAGUCAGUAGGGCGGGGAUUGUCCAACGGCAAUCAGCUCGGAUGUCGAAGCUGUCCAACUGCAGUCUCCAGAGACUUUGAAUUCCUUUAUCGCUGCACAUCAGUGUGAGCCUCAUGUGUGUGUCUGUUUAGGAAAGCAUUCUCCGAAUGCAGGGAAUGUCAAAUUAAAGGCUUCAUUGUCCGACUGAAAGCCAAGCCACCAUU
Molecule: messenger RNA, 674 nt
Organism: Cynoglossus semilaevis (tongue sole)
Lineage: Eukaryota; Metazoa; Chordata; Actinopteri; Pleuronectiformes; Cynoglossidae
Product: protein S100-A13-like
Exons: 3
Coding region: 128-481 (117 amino acids)
Cellular component (GO): perinuclear region of cytoplasm
Molecular function (GO): transition metal ion binding; calcium-dependent protein binding; calcium ion binding
Source: RefSeq, a predicted model, not a curated record